This is a messenger RNA of Penicillium odoratum, 3048 nucleotides long. Its product is annotated as basic helix-loop-helix domain-containing protein. The coding region runs from base 1 to 3048 and encodes 1015 amino acids. The record is from RefSeq and is a predicted model, not a curated record. Gene Ontology annotation, molecular function: protein dimerization activity. Gene Ontology annotation, biological process: SREBP signaling pathway; positive regulation of transcription by RNA polymerase II. The transcript has a single exon. Lineage: Eukaryota; Fungi; Ascomycota; Eurotiomycetes; Eurotiales; Aspergillaceae.
AUGUCUGCCCCCGGUAUGGAGAAUGACUUUCAACUGUUCUCUUCUCAUCAACAGUCUGGGGGAGAUUCUCGUUUCCAGCAGCAACCCGAAAGCCACAACCAAGACUGGACUCAAUGGAUGCGGUGGGACGAACCGAUGUUCACGGAGGGUGACCAGAAGAAUAUCGACUGCCCACUGGACCUCCCAUUCGUAUCCCCACAAACUACCCUGAGCUCCUCGCCCAAUCAGCUCCAACACACAGAAUUCUCUCCUCAACUUCCUCUGGGUUUGAUGGAAAUCCCAUCUGGUCACGAUCAUCAGAGAGGCUCGAUAGUGUCCAACUACCAGAGCCAGAUCGGGUUGGUCUCUCCCAUCUCGAGUGUCGGGGUAAGCCGAAAGCGAAAGACAGGCAGCGACGAUGACGCUACCACCGUUACUGGUCCUGUUCCGGGGAAGAAGAUGCCAGCAAAGAAGCGGGCUCAUAACGUCAUUGAAAAACGGUAUCGAGCCAACCUGAAUGAGAAAAUCGCCGAACUACGCGAUAGUGUGCCAAGUUUACGAACGAAGAAUGUCAACGGUGACUCCAACGAGGAUGAGGAUGAUGCAGAGGGUGCUCAAACUGCGAGCAAGUUAAAUAAGGCUUCCAUUUUGUCAAAGGCAACCGAGUACAUCAAGCACCUGGAAAUCCGGAACAAAAGACUAGAGGACGAAAACACAGCUCUCAAGAACCGCCUACGUCAGGUUGACAAAGCGGCCGACCAAGCUGUUACCUCCUCCGCCUCCGUGUCAUCACCUAGCAACUAUGCUGGCUCCAGCGAUUCCAACGCGGGUAAUUCGCCAAGCGUGUUCUCCCAGCCUGAGGACAUCGAUGGCAGCUCCCCUACCGCUUCUUCGUCCUCUUCACACCCCCCAGAGGGCCUCAUCAAGGUGCCCGAUGCAUUCAAGCGGUUGCGCGAAGAGGGUAAACAGGGAAUAUUUGCAGAGUCAUAUAUGAAGUCCUCCCCUCGGGCCGGCCCUGAUUAUGGCCGCGAACAUGGGUCCCGGCGCCGUUCCAAGCUGCCCAACAAGUAUAUGUUGGGUGCUCUAGCUGGACUAAUGGUGCUUGAGGGCUUUGGUUCAGAUGAGUCUGAGACUGAGGAGAAGGGUCUGCUUGCUCUUCCUUUCAACUUACUCCGUCGGUUGCGCUCUCCCAGUCUUUCUCACUGGGAGUAUUACCUCCAAAGCUUCUGGCACUCCUCGCAUGCACGUGCCAUUUCCCAUUUCCUUCUUCUCGCUGUGCUUGUUGUCGGAAGCGCGUUCAUUGUAUUCGUUUACCUAUUCAACGCUCGGCCAUCCACACGGCGUGCGCCAAAGGUUGUCAGUGAAGGCCAAAAUGGCGCACCCACAUCCAGCGACUUCCGACGACAGGCUUGGCUUACCAGCAUGCAACGAGUCGGCGUACCACGUCAUCGCUUUUUCCGUGAAUGGUAUGUUGUCACGUCGCGCUGCUUUGAAUAUGUUCUUCGGUGCUUGAUGGGCUGGAAAUUCUACUCUUGGGUUACAGGAAUCACCGAAGAGGAUGAAAGGGGCCGGGUGAAGACUUGGGAUAUUGCCAUUGACGCCCAGCUUACUGGAGGUGAUGCCGAAAUCACUAAGAGUCGACUUGUCCUCACAAUAUUUGCGGCGGGCACACUUCCUAGCAGUCCUUUGAGGAUGAUGCUGAAGGCCUUACAUGUGCGCAUUCUCAUGUGGAGAGUAGGACAGCCUGGCUCCUGGUCUUUCCAUGUCUCCAAUGACAUUGCCCGUGCUCUUGCGAAUUACCAGUGGGGUGUCGCAAGAGAAAUCAACAACUCACUCCCAGAGGGCCAUCCCGAUCAGCUUCCAAGCCACCUCGCCAGGCUUCUCAGCCUGGACUGUGAGGAAGUCAUGAUCGAUUCCAUCACUCAACGCGCUGUGAACCUCACUUGGAACCGACCAACGCAGGAAGGUACCGGAGAUGACGAAGUGCUACUUGAUGUUGUUGAGGAAGACCCUGCCAUCCAAUGCUCUGUUGACGCUCUUGCAGCCUGGUGGUCUAGCCAUCUUCUUCAGUCCGCCUUGCUGAAAUACAUGGAAGCCAGUGAAGGGGGGCCCGUCUCGAAAGCGAGCCGUGAUUCUUUUAAAGAGAAGAUACGCAUGGCGCUUGAGGUUGCCCCCCGACUUUCAGCUGCAUACACCCGUGCCCUUGUGAUGAAGGCCGUGUUCUUCGAGCAUGACCGUAUCAAGAAUGUGGGUGCUGUUCUUGCCACUCUUCCCAAGGACAAGCGCAAGGACGAAUGGAGCCAAUCUGCGAACUUCCUCGACUCCUCUCUCCCUAUUUCAGUUCGGGACGAGAUCUCCGUUGCUGUGCGCUGUGCCAUGAUCGCUGCCAUAAUCACUGCACGAUCUACCGGUGACACUUCCCUCCCGGACUCGUUCACCAUUCAAAAGGCAAUCAACAUGUUCAAUCAGUUACCGAUUGACCCUGUCGAGCUAAGCUUGCUAGGAUUCUCCGCGGUUUACCACUUGCUGCAUCUUCUGGCAUCCGACGUGGACUACAUCGUCUCUUCCGACUCAUCUGCGCCUUCUGCACCCGUUUCCGAGGCAGGAUCCUCGGCCGACGACGAAGCAGAUGAGAAGCCCCGGAUGUCUCGCAAACUCGCCGUCUGCCCACGGGACAUUCCAAACGUGGGUCGUGUAGCAGCCCAACUUAUCUACUGGUCCCGCAACGCGUACAACCCCGCCUUCUACGGCUUCUCAUCAAGUCUGGUAGAUGUUAUCGUGAAUUCCUGCACGACUGUCUGCCAGAAUGCCGGUGUGAAAGUCGAAGACUAUCUACCUACACCAUCCGCGCCCAUCCCUUCUCGAAAGCGAAAGUUCCGCCGUCGCCGCGGGGGCUCUGAUCAGCCUUUACAGAGUGAGGCUGAACAAGAUUCGAUCAACACUCGCAUGGGAAAGCCCCUGCGCCGCGAACGGUCGGCUAGCAAUGAUACAGGGUAUGGAAGUCUUAGCCUCGAAGAGGAUCAAUGUAUUCCUAGGGUUCCUGAACAGGUUCAGGAAGUCUCAGCUUGA